Messenger RNA from Candida tropicalis MYA-3404, 534 nucleotides. RefSeq lists its product as uncharacterized. The transcript has a single exon. NCBI's taxonomy places the organism in Eukaryota, Fungi, Ascomycota, Pichiomycetes, Serinales, Debaryomycetaceae. The record is from RefSeq and is a predicted model, not a curated record. The coding region runs from base 1 to 534 and encodes 177 amino acids.
AUGCAAAGACCACUUUAUGAAGAAACCUGGGACCAAAUAACUUAUGACUAUCAUAAUCUACAAAACUUGGCUGAAAAUUCCGUAUCCAUUAGAAACUUUGCAUUUAAGUGUCAAGAAAUUGUCAAUAAUAAACUAACAAUGGAUAGAGAAUACUAUAAAUCUGCUAAACGUUUCUUACUCAUAACAAAGCUACUAAAUAUUCAACCGGAAAUAAGAAUCAAAUUAAUUCGAGAGUUGCUACGAAUUCCUAAUUUCAACCAAUCAUAUCAUGAUCUACCCCAAGAAAAGCAGGUAAAUUUAUUGAAUCGUGUUCGAGCUAUUCUGGAAAUGGCUGAAUAUAGUAACUUACAUCUAAAUUUAGGGUUUCUACUAGAGUUGUCAGGUUAUAUUUUUACGAAACGGUUCAAGUAUAAUGCACAUAUUUUGUAUCAAUUAAUGAAACGAGAAAAUGACAAUAGAACUCGACGAAUACAAAGUAUGCAACUUGAAGAAGAAAGUGAUUUCUCCUUCGAAGACACCGACGACGAGUUAUAG